Molecule: messenger RNA, 13107 nt
Organism: Cyclopterus lumpus (lumpfish)
Lineage: Eukaryota; Metazoa; Chordata; Actinopteri; Perciformes; Cyclopteridae
Gene: pcnt
Product: pericentrin
Exons: 60
Coding region: 181-12687 (4168 amino acids)
Biological process (GO): signal transduction
Molecular function (GO): molecular adaptor activity; DNA binding
Source: RefSeq, a predicted model, not a curated record
GAUAAGGGCGGAGUUUAGAUAACUUGGCGGCCAUAUUGAAUACUGUCUGUUGACAGUUGUGUCUAAAGGAAGCUCAAAGAUUGUGUUUUAGCCAACUUGUGCUAGUGGAGAUCUGUUGUGCUUUUAAGUGGAAUGAGGACGUAUGUUCUAAACUAUUAAUGGUUUCAUUUUAGCCCAGAGAUGGAUGACAAUGAACGGCAGAGGAAACUCGAAGCUGGAAGAGCGAAGCUUGCUAGCUACCGACAGAAGCGGGCGCAAGGCGACGGUGCGGGGGCGCCGAAAAAGACGCAGAAGAGGAAGGGCAAGGCUGUCUCGCAGAAUGACGGAGCAACGCAAGGCUGCCCAGUAGAACCAGCACUUUCCUCAGCCAAUGACACGGAGCUGAACGAGAAGACCAACCAUGAGGAACCCCAGAACCAACAACCGGAGGAUCAGCCCCCCCCCACCCUGGAGCAAAAACCGUCGACUGUGAAAGAUUUUAGAGACGGCGAACUAGUUGCACUCACUGGCAAAGAGCAGCUCAAGCAGCUACAGCAGGCCGUGGAGAAGCGUAACGAGAUAAUUGCUCGGCUCAGCUCCAACCUGCAGGAGGCCCUAGCCAGCAGAGACCAGGUACAACUGGAGGCUCAGUCACUUGCGGGACAGAUUGGGGCGCUACAGAGACAGCUCCAGCAGACCAGUGUAGACUUUCUGCGCAUCAAAAGCCAGUCGGGGGCUGAAGGCCUCAACACCCCACAACAGCAUGGCCAGUGCUCCCAAGAUGCAGACCUCCAUCAUAAGAAGGAAGCACCAACGGAGGAAUCGGGGAGUGCAGGUCCUGGCUCCCAGUCAAGUGUUAAAGGCUUUAGCGCUGACGAUGAGACCGCCACUGUUCUACACAAAAUAAGGGCUGAGCUGGAGGAAGAAAGGCAGAACAGCCAACGCUUAUGUGCUGAACUACUGGAGGAGAUGGAGAAACACGAACAUGUAAUUUCUUUACUGGAUAUGGAGAAGAAAGGCAGGGAAGAGGAGCAAAAAGAACGGGUGGCACAGCUACAAGACCUUCAUUCCCAGUUAAGCUUAGUCCAAACUCAGUGUCUCGAGAUGCAGCAGUACAAAGAGGAGAAGGAGAAUUUGAACAGAGAAGUGCUCGAGCUGAGGAACAGGCUUCAGGAGGACAACACAGAGGAGGUGGCCAGCUCUGCUCUCCGUCUCCAGAGACAAGAGGAGGAGAUGCAGAAGCUCAGGGAGGAGCACAAAGAGGAGUUGGAGGGAGUCAGGCAGCUGUUGGAGGCGAGGGAGAAAGAACUGAAGUUUAGGGAGGAAGAGGUCAUGGGACUCAAAGCUUCUAAGAAUCGGCAGAACCAAGCGAAAGCUGGUUUUAGUUGUGAGGAAAAGAUGAGCAUAGAUGAGGCCAAUCUGGAGAGCGGACCUGUGGAGGACAUUUUGAAUGUAUCGAUACCUGGGGAUAUUCUGAUGGAGCGCUACCUGUCUUCAGCUCCUCCUGCACUCUCACAAUCUUCAUUGGUCAAUGACAGCUUUGAACACUGCAGUCAGCUGGACCUCUCUGCGGACUACAGUUUUGAGCUGAACAGUGAGGUGUUGGGAGAUGAGCCUCUGUUGUCAAUUUCAAACCGCUUCUUCGAAGAAAGCGUCAACCUCCACAACACCUCUACCCCACAGGGCCCUCCUGGCAUUCCUGUGGCUAACAAUUCCCACCCUCAGUCUCCAUCUCAGUGGCUCCACAACUCCUCUUCUGACGAGCUGGAGAUGAGUAAACUCUCUGAGCAGCAGUUUGAGGAAACUGACCUGGAAAAAGAGCUGCUGAAUCAGCAGUGUGGGGAGCUCCGUGAGGACCUGGUUCUCAAGGACAGGGACUUGAACAUGUUAAAGGAGGAAGUCAUCAACACUGCUGAAGAGCUGGAGGAGGCCAGGGGCAGGUGGGCCCAAGUAACGGAAGAGCUAAAGCAAGCGCUCUGGGAACUUGAAGAAGAGAAGGAUAAGAGGAGACAUGCAGAGGAGGAGACAAACUUGAAAGCCCACGACCAAGACAACCUGAAGAACAAACUCAGUGCCUUAAUGGAAGAAAGAGAAAAAGAGAAGGCAGUAAUGUCGAUGGGAAAGGAGGCUGCUGAAACCUCCCUGCUGGUUCCUGCUACCUCUCCCUCAGAAGGGGAAGAUAAACUGGUAGGGGGGCCAAAAAAUGAACAGGAGAAAGACGCUGCCCUCACAUCUCAUCAAAAGCCGCAGGAGCUGCUGUUUUUGUCUCUGCAGGAGACAAAGCAGCAGGCAAUCUCUGACAAACAGAGCCCAGAGCUAGGCGAUGACAACCGGCUGCAAACACUACAGGCUCAAUGUGAACUUCUCAUGUCGGAGCUGGAGAUGACAAAAACAACGCACAAAACCAUUCCAGCCUUAUUAGGUCAAAGUACUGUGAAGCUGAACGAAACAUUAAAGGAGCUCGAAACGACUCGUGCACAGUUUGUAAAUAUUCAAACGGAAGUGGAAAGAUUGCGGGACGAGCUGGAGAAGAGACAGGACCGUCUGGACAGUGCUGAGAAAGAGAAGCAUGAACUGGAGUCUCAGAUCACGUGUUUGAGACAAAACCUGGCCAACCUGGAGGAGGCCCACGCCCAGGCAGCGCAGGAGAGGGAGGAGCACAUGAGAAAAGAGGAGGAGAUGGAUGACCGGAUUAAGAAAAUGGAACAAGUCUUAGAGGAGGAGCUGGAACAGUUUGAGAAAAUGCUAAAAGCAAAGGAUGUUGAGUUGGUUGAAGAGAAGGAGAAAUGGGAGGAAGAGAGACAGGAGAAGGACAAAGACCUUCUCGAUGUGAGGCAACACCUGGAGGAACAGAGGAGGGAGAGGCAGGAGGAGGUGAAGGCUCUCCUGGAGAAGCAGCUCAUGGCGGUUGAGGAGGCUACAGAAAGGCUCAAGACAUCUCACCAACAGGAGAUGGAAGAUAUGAAGGAGAAACAUCAACAAGAGAUUUCAGAGUCCAACAAUCAUCUGCAGUCAGAACUGCUGAAGCGGCAGUCUAUUAUGGAGGAAGAACAAAAGGGACAGAUCAGCCUCAUCAAACAGGUGACUGAACGUGAGCACGAGAGAAUGGUUUCAGAGCUGACUGCCAAACACAAUGAGGAGCUUAGUCACUUGAAGAUGGAGAUGUCCUUGGAGCAGAGGGAGAACAUGGAGGCCGCCCACCAGGCUGAACUGCAGCAGGCACAGGUCCAAAAGAACAGCGAGCUUGAAGCCUUGCGUCUGAGUCUAACCAACGUCCACAUGUCCCAGCUGGAGCAGGAGUCGUCUCUCACCAAGGUCCAGACCUCCAUGAGGGAGUCCUUUGCCCAGGAAAGUGCACUUCUGCAGGCUCGGCAUCGGAUAGAACUGGACCAGAUCAGACGACAGAACCAGGAGCAGCAGGAGGGACUGUGUGGGCUGCACCAAAAAGUCAUGAAUGAGUUAAAGCAGCAGUGGGAGACUCGUGUUGCCCAGGAGAGAGCUGCCAUGGAGGAAGAGCAGGCCAAAGAGAUACAGGUGCUACGGUCACAGUGGGAUAAGGAAGCCGAGUCGAGCCUCCAGACGUCUCUCUCAGAGACCCAGAGCAGCCUUACUGCCACCCUGUCAGAGCUCGCCAGCACCCGUGCCUCCCUCACCCAGACCAACAAAGCUCUAACUGAAGCCCAGACUGCUUCGUCCCAGACCCAGACAGAGCUGCGGGAUUCAUGGGCCAGGUUCCAGGAACUCCAGGCCUCCAGUAAGGAGCAGAACCAGAAACUGGAGGAGGAGCUGAAACAAGCCUGGGCUGACAGAGAUGCUGCUGCCCGUGCUGUGGAGCAGUUGGUUUAUAGUCAUGAGGCAGUGCUGAAGGACAAAGAGCAGCAAGCACUCCACCUAGAGGAAAAGAAACGGCAACUGCACCUCGAGGUUUUGCACCUUCGAGAGGAGAAGACCUCGCUAAAAGAGAGGUCUGAACAAGAAGUAGGUCAGCUGUGGGCCCAGCUGGAGAGCAUGAGGGCAAGCCGCCAAGAGUUGGGAGAGCUGAAGGAGCAGCUGCUCGCUCGCUCAUCUCGCGUCGAUGACAUUGAGCGCCUGAAGACCGAGUUUAAUGAACAGAAACGGGAAAUUAAAGAGCACAAUGAGGCUGAGCUGGAAAGCCUGAGGAGGUACUUUGAGCAGAGAUUGCAGGUAACAGAGGAGAGCUAUAGAGAAGAAAUUGCUUUGCUUCAGCUGAGGCUGGUCGAAAGUGCCUUGGAAGAAUCCGUGCUUAAAACAGCAGAUGACAGUUCCAUAUCUCAAGGCCAAGCUGAAGAGGAAAGCGAUCAUGUGCUUUCUGAUACUGGCUUCAAACUGGAGAAACACAAGGAAGCGCUUGAUUGUUUGCACCUUCAGCUGGUGGAGAAACACACUUUGGAGCUACAAUCUUCUAUGUCUCUUUCCUUGAAGGAAGAGCUGCGACAGGUGCGCUCAGACCUCACUGACCGCUACUACGAGGAGCUGCAGGAGAAGAGGUCUCGUCAUGCCCUGGAGCUGGAGCAAAUCAGAGCCAAACUUUCUGACCGUCAUUUACAAGAGCUUACCAGAGUUCGUUUGGAGGCAGCACUUCAGGUCGAGGUGGAGGUAGAACAGAGGAUGUGGUGUCACACUGAGGAGCUUCAGACCAGGCUGACCAUCAUCCACACUCUGGAGAACAGACUGUCUGCCUUGACGAAACAACAUGAUGCAGAAAUGCAAAGGAACACACAAAAGCUCCUACAGCUGAAACAAGAGUUUGCUGGGGAGCUCGUUCAUCUCGAGGACGCUCUGGAACAGGAGAAGGUGCAUGUGCAGGACGAGAUGAAGAGGCUGAGAGAAGAGCUCCAAGAGAAGCAUGACGCUGAGCUCGCUGCUCUGAAGUCCACACUUCACAGAGAGACAGAGAAGGAGAGGUCACGCCUGGAAAAAGAACUUCAGGAGGAGACGCAGAAGCUGAAGUCUCUACAGACGGCACUGGACAAUGAUGAGAGCCCACAGGUCCUGAUGGUGCGUCAGAGACUGGAGGCCCAGUAUGACGGUGAGCUACAAAGGGAAAAGGGCUGCAUGGCUACAGAAAUCAAGGAGCUUACUGCUCUCCUCCAGGAGCAAGGUGAAGAGCUUCUACGCCAAGCCCAAGAAAGGUUCCAAGAGGAAAAAGCAGCAUUGGAACAGAAUUUAGCCCAAAAAUCUGAAAUCUCUCUGGCAGCGCUAAAGAAAAUGCAUCAAACUGAGCUGGAACAAGAGAGAGCAACACUUCUGAGCGAACACUCCCAAGAGACGGACGCACUGGAUGCCAAACACAAAGCACAACAAGACUCUUGCGCUGCCAGUCACAGAGAUCAGCUUGCAGCUACGGCCGUUGAACUUGAAUCCAAACACAAAGCGGAGCUUGUCUCCUUGGCAGCGGCCCUCGAUUUCAAACGAGAGGCAGACCUUGAAAGUCUGGAGGCUGUUUUUCAGGAGACCAAUCAGGCUCAGCUGGAGGCGCUGGAAGCAGAGUUGACUCGCAAACACCAGGAAGAGAGGGAUGAACUGGAAAAGAGGAUGCUGGGUAAUAUGGAUACUUUGGAGGCCACGUACCUGAAGGAAGUGCAAACACUGCGUGAUGAAAUGGUGCAACUGGAAGAGAGACAUCUUCGAGACCUGAAUCUCCAGAAGUCGCAACAUAAGCAGAUAAUGGAGCGCCAUCAUGCAGAGCAGCUGUCAAUCAGGGAGGAACUGAGAAGAGAGCUGUCUCAGGUGCACAUAGAGAAGUUUAGUGCCAUGGCGGUAGAGCUCAGCCACGUUCACAAGACUGAGCUGGUGGCCCAAAAAGAGGCUUUAGAUACUGAACACUGCAAAGCCCUGGAGACUCUUAAGAAGCAGGUUUUGGAACUCGAGCAACAACACGGCUCUGCUCUUCAAGAGCUCUCUCAUACCUACACUGCUGAGAAAGAGCAACUCAUUGCACAGCAACAGCUCCGGCUACAGGAGUUGAGGGCUGUCUCUGCGCGGGAAUUGGAUGCAUGUCGCAGGGAGCUGGAAGAGGAGUCAUUAAGGCAACGUCAGCACUUCCUAGAAGAGGUGGAGCUCCUCAAAGCCCAAUCAGAGGAGAGACUGCAGGACAGGAUUAAUCAACUGAAGACUGAAUUUGAAGAACAGAAGGAGGCGGAGCUUGAGGACCUGAAGCGGAGCUUCACAUCUGAACAAGAGGAGAAGGAGCAGAGCUACACGGACAAAAUGAGCCAGCUCACUGUCCAGCUGCAGCAACUCGACGCUGUGGUGUCCCAGCUGCGAGCAGAAGUUGGCUGUCUGCAGGGGGAGUUGGAAGGGAAGCGGGCAGAGAUGGAGACUUUGGACUCUCUCCUCCAACGAAGGGAGCGAGAGAGUCAGGAGGGAGGCAACCUUCUACACAUGCUCACUGAUGACUUGCAGACCGCUAAAGUGGAAAGACGUAAACUGCACCAGGCCAAUGAAAAACUGAGGAAGGUGCUGAUUGAGAUGAUUCGCAGCACCAUUCUAACAGAAGACCUGAUUGGACAGAAGAUCAGUGCCAGAGCCAAAACAUCUGAGCAGGUGACCCCUCAGAGGAGCUCAACAGGGAACAAAGAAGCAGGUAUUUCAGUUGCAGAUGAGUCUUCAGAAGACAUGGAGCUGACCCAGCUGCUCUGUGAGAGCCUACUGGUUACAGAUACUCAGCUCAAUCCUGGGGGAGAAGAAGCGGCUCUGAAUGCCUGCAGCAGACUGCGUCGCACUGUUGAGACUCUGCUGGAGCUGCUCAACCAGGCCAACACACAGCUGGAGCAGACUCAUAAUGUCUACCUUUCUCUGGAGGAAAAGUUCUCUCGGGGCAGAGAGGACUCCGCCCAGCUCAUUGAGCAGCACAAGCUCUUGUUGGUGCAGCUUGAUCAGGAGGCGAAGCUGAAGAGUAAACUCCAGCUAGAACUUCACAAGGCAGAGGGGCUUCUGGAUGGCUAUGUGGCAGAGAAAGCAAUUCUAGAGGAGUGUCUGCAGCAAAAAGAGGUACAAGAGGAAAGACUAGUGGAGGAGCUGGAGGACCUGAAGGUGAAGCUGCACCAGAUGCAGGCCCUCCCCAUGAAGCUGGACAACCUCAGACUGAAGCAUCAGGAGCUCAGUGAGGAGCACACACUUCUCCUGCGUCAGAAGGAGCAUCUCACCGCUGGUCUGGGUGAGAGGGAGAAAGCUCUACUGGCCGAGACGGAGCGUUUAACCCAGGAUAGGCUGGACUUGCAGCGGCAGGCAGAAAAGGACCACAGCUCUCUGUCUCUGCGCCUCAGGGUUCUGGAGAGAGAGCUGGAGGAGCAGGAAACGAAGGGCCUGGAGACCGAGCAGCACCACAAAACCCACACCGAGGACCUCAACCAGCGAGUCCAAGCACUCGAGAAACAGCUGAAACAUGACCGCCAGUUUAUAGAAGAGCAGGCUGUGGAGCGUGAACACGAGAGAGACGACUUCCAGCAGGAGAUCCGAAGCCUGGAGGCCCAACUCCGACCGACAGGCAGCGUAGAUAACAAAGGACACAGGUUUGAGGACUUGGUUCAGCAGGUGGAGAGUCUACAAGCUAUCAUUAAAGACAAAACGGAUGACCAUGCCUCCAUUCUUGCAGCCAAUCAGCAAGCUCAGCGCGAUCUUGCGGAGCGCAAUGACGAGAUAGACAAGCUAGCCGGGCGAAUCCGAGAACUAGAGCAAGCACUGCUGAAUAGCACAGAGAGUCAUAGAUCUGUCAGUCACCUGGAGCAAGAGCUCCAAAGAGCAAAGCUGAGGGAACAGGAGCUCACACAAGAUAAGCAGGCACUGGAGCAGCAGCAGCUGUCGAACAGGCUUCAGAUCUCCGCCCUGCAAUCCAAAGUGGAUGAGACGAGACACAGUUACCAUGACAACACGCGUGACCCCACUCAGGAGCUUAGCGAUGCCCUGGACACUGCUCAACAGAGCCUACAGAGCAAAGAGCAAGAGGUCGAGGUCCUGCUUGGCCAACUGGAGACUGUGCAGAGGGACUUGAGCCUCAAAGAGGUUGAACUAAAACACUUUGCACUACAGCUGGAGCUACUGACCAAUCAGAAUGCAGCUCAGGUUAACGAGUUUCAAGAAGAGAUUGCUGCCCUAAAGGAAAAUGUGUCGGCUCUCCUCAUACUCAAGGAGGAGCAAGAGGAGCAAAGUGAGAUGGAGGACACCGAGGAAGAGACCCUCUCCUCGGCCUUACUCCAGGAGAAAAAUCUGGAGAUCGACCAGCUCAACAAUGAGCUCCAAAAACUGGAACAGGAGUUGGAGAACACCAGAGACGACAAGGCUUUGGAGGCUGAGCUCGAGGACCUGCGCUCACAAGUGGAACACCUUCAGUCUGAAAUCAUGAGGGUGCGUCAGGACAAACGGGAGGAAGAGGAGCGCCUUCAUGAGGUCAUCAGCACACUGCAGGCAGAACUCGCCACAUUAGGCCCCAACCUGCAUGAAGUCAGUGACUCUCAGGAUGGUGACAGCAUCAACCCCUCGCCGGCUCCCAGCCCCGAACCUGACCACUAUACCAUCCAGGAGCAAGCGAGGAGGGGAGGACCGACCAGCCUGAAGCAGGAGCUCAGUCUGAGUCAUUCUGCCUCAUCUCGUUCCCUUCGAUCUCAUCUCAAGGCCCUCCAGACUCAGCUGGAGACUGCGGUGGCAGAGAAGGACGGACUGGAGCGAUUGCUCCUCACCCAGGAGGAAGAUUACAGAGGACAUGGGGAGGAGUUCGGAAAGAGGCUGACAGCUGAGCGUGAGAGGGCAGAUGAACUUCAAGGUGUCCUUGCUGUCAAAGCAGCUGAGCUGGAGGAAGUCAGAGCCCAGAAAGAAGAGGAGAUGGAGACAAGGAAACUAUCUGAAGUGGAGAGGGACAGUUACCAAAUUCAAGCCCAAGAGAUGAGCGCACUGCACGAGAAGAACGUCCACCUCAGCUCUCUUGUUAUGGAACUCCAGAAGAAAGAACAGGAGAGCGUGAAAGAGAUCAGGACUCUAAAAUCAAAAGAGCAGGAAAUGCAAACCGAAAUAGAAGUCCUUCGAGAAACCAGUCUCACUCUUGAGAGACAAGUCCAGGAGGUUAGGGCCGAGGUGGUGGACAUGGAGGAACUGGUUGCUAUGGAAAGGACAAAGAUGAAAACCCUCAAGACUGUGAAGGGAGAGCUUUGGGCUGAACGUGAGGCACUGAGGAGGAGGGAGGGGCAACUCCAGGAGGAAAUUGAAAGGCUCAGGCAGGAAGGAAAUUCCAUGAGGGCCUGUAUCCAGGACCUGACAGGUCGUCUCAAUGAGAAGGAAACCAGUCAAGAAGAGGCUCAAAAGGAAGUGCUGACCCAUGCUGAGGUGACUCUGGCUAAAGCUGAUGCUGCCUUGAGACAGAGGGAGGCUGAACUCGCCAGACUGAAGGCAGCGCAUCAGGCUCUGAGGGCCGAGCUGACUGCGGUGAAACAGGCUCUGAGUACGAGUGCCGAGAAUACUGAGAAACUACAUGAGGAAGGACAGACCAAAGACCGUGUCUUAGUCGACCUGGAGACUGAUAACCAGCGGCUGAAGGCGGAGCUUCAAGGUGUACAACAAGACCUGGCUGUACAGGAAGAGGAACUAUCCUAUCAGCAAGGAGAACUACAGCAGCUCAGACAACACUGUCACCAGCAAGACACACUUCAUCAGCAGCAAGGAUACCCACAGAAGGAUAUUUCCCACCGAGCUUUUGAGGAUGUCGUGAGCGUGUCUCAUGAAGCCUCUCUGAGCUCUCCGGAGGUUUUAAGGAGACUCGAAUGCUCCGAAGACAGAAUCCCGGAACGGUUCCAUGUCUCUGCUCUCGGCUCUCGUCUGUCUGAGUUCAGCGCUCUGAACUGCACGGGCCUGGAUCUCCACCAGGUCAAGACCUCACCCAGGGUUCUGAUGGAGCCUCCUCACUCCAGGACCAUCACACCAGAUCCAGCCACACGGAGUACCCACUCCCCAGGCUCUGUGUCAGUAUCUGACAACUUCUCCAUGCUCGACUCACUGGACACUGAUAAAGUGCAUGAGUUGGAAGAACUUGAUCUAACGGCACCUACAUCCCCCCUGGGCUCCACCUCCUCCUUGUCAGCACCAGAAUGGGCCAGUGAUGGAUAUGGCAGCAAUGUGAGUUCAGAAUUGGGUGCGAGGCUGAGAGUAGAACUGGAACAGACUGAAAGGCUGGAUGCUCAGUUUCUUGAGUAUCUCCACUGCCGAGGAAUGAACCCCACAGUUAACACAGAUAGUGCUGCAGGCAGUAUGAGCUACAGUGAUGACCUGCUGUCGCCUGAGCUUCAGGUUCUGUUGAAGAAAGUGUAUAAAGAAAGCUGCCGAAUUCUCACAUUGUCCCAACGUCGUGCCACGUCCUCAACACAACCUUGUGUCUCUGACUUAAGAGCCUUCUCGUUGAGUCAGAGAGGGCAUCAUUCUGAAGAUGGCGCCAUCACACUGGACCAGCGGGACAGUUCAUCCUCCAACCCCCCCAUGAGCUGGCAGCAGGAGAAGAGGGCACUACAGGAGACUGUGAUUGCUCUCCGAGAGCUGCUCUGUCGAAUGGCCCAGAGACGCACAGAAACUGACCACAGAGAUGAAGAUGACAGGCACAGAGAUAGUCUCCAAACUGACGGACAGGGUGACUCCCAGCUAAGGACUGAGCUGGAGGAGAGCCAGAAACAACUGAAAUGUGCUCAUGACACUCAGCAAGAGCAAAAGAACAAAAUACAGUCAGUCAGGAUGGCUGUGGAAGAGGGUGAGGAAGCUUUGAGACGGGAGAAGAUGAGAAUCCAGGAGCUUCAACAACAACUGGAGCAGGAGAGAGCUCUGAGUCUCCGUAAGGACAGAGAGGAUGAGGAAAGGAGAGAGAUGACUCUCCUCUUCCAUCUCCAGGCUGUGCAAGUUUCCUCUGAGCAGCAGAGGUCAGAGGUCACGGCUCUGAAGGGUCAGGUGGAGCAGGAGAGGGUGGCCUGCAGCAACCUCAGACGGGAGCUUCAGAUUGAUCAGUCCCGCAGUGUGCUGCUGGAGAAACGCCUCGACGACACCCAGAAGGAGCUAGAAGAUGACCGGAAACUUUCUGCUCACCAACAUGAGCUCAACUUGCAAGACAAGACUCGCCUUGAGCGCCUCCUGGCUGAAGCAGAAUCUCGCCAAGCAGAAAUUCACUCCAAGCUCGCAAAUGCUCACAGGAAGUUGGAUGAAGAGAGAGACCGUAGCUCUAGGCAGGUGGAUGAACUCAGCCGCAGACACGAGGCUGAUGCCGCCAGAGACGGGAAGUUCCUCUCCGACAUGCGCGCCCAGCUCGAGCAGGAGCGAAGGCAGGGGGAGGAGCUGGUAGUUGAGAUGGACAAACUUAGAGCUGAGCUACUGCAGAGUAGGAGGAAAUGGGAAGAGGAGGACCGAACGAGGAGGAUGGAGCUGCAGAAGGAGCAGGAGGCCGCCACUCGAUAUCGUGUAGCUAUGGAGACCUUGAAGGAGCAGAAACGGGAAACCGGCUGUGCUUUAGAGAUGGAGCGCGAGAGGUCCAGACACCAAGGCGUGGAACAGGCUGAGCUGAAGGAGAGACUGCGACUUCUGAAGGACAAAGAGAGGGAGAGGGAGGAGCAGUGGGAGAGGGAGAAGAGGAAGGAGAGGCAAGAGCAGAUGGAGCGGGAGAGACGACAGGACAGGACCAACAGCCAAUUGUGUGAGUUGGAGCUGUUGAGGCAACAGGACCAGCAGCGCAUGCAGGAGCUCCAGCGCACACUGGCAGAUCUGGAGAGCGAGGAGAGAGAGAUGGCCGCUCAGAGGCUGUCGAGACGAACCACCGGGCAGCAUCCCAAGGCUGCAUCGUCACAGCACCUCCAGAGUGACUUCCAGGCGGGCAGUGCACAACUAAACCAGCAGAUGCCGUCUGUGCCGACAUCGCCCAGUCUGCUUGAAAGGUUCCUGAAGGAGAACUCUGAACUUACAGAGCGCGUGACAUCGCUGAGUCAGGAGAGAGCCACCCUCAAACAUACACUCGGCUGCUUGGAGCGACAGCUGCGGCGCACAGAGAGCGAGCUCGCCAAGGUCACCACAGAAACUGAAAACAGACCCAUCCACGAUGUGACCAGCAACAACAAGAUGCAGCGCUUGUAUGAGCGCUACCUGCGUGCUGAGAGCUUCAGGAAAGCUCUGGUGUACCAGAAACGUUACCUGCUGCUGCUUUUGGGUGGUUUCCAGGAGUGUGAGCAGGCCACGCUGUGUCUCAUCGCUCAUAUGGGAGCACGGCCGUCACCCCCACUCUCCCGGAACAGACCCCUCGGACGAUUUAGGGCUGCUGUUCGAGUUGUCAUUGCUGUCUCAAGAAUGCGGUUCCUGACCAGGAAAUGGCAGAGAGCGAUCAGAAGAUUAUCUGUAUCUGGGACUGUCAAUGGGCAUGCUCACGGGCCUAAAGCUGAAGUUUUAAAGCAACAACAGCCACGAUUAAAUUUUGACACGCCACCAAACAGAGACGGCAGUGCCGUCCACAGAGACACCGUGUCGGCUCUCGUUCCACCCAAAACAUCUCCCUUCAGGUUGCACAACAGGGUUUGCUCCAGCACCUCUCUAGAGCAUUCAGUAGGAACGUCUCAGGAUCCAGAGCGAUCGCUGACAGAAUAUAUCCAGCAUCUAGAGAAGGUCCAGCAACGGUUGGUGGGAGUAAGACCAGGUUUGUCUGCUUUCCAGCCCGACCCAAAGUUAUCCGACCACUGAAUGAAUGAAUGUCUGCUGUCUGCAUAUCAUUCCAAAACUGUAGAAAAAUCAAAUGUGUAGAAAGGAAUUAUUGUGUGUUUAAUUUUUGAAAGACGUGAUUUUAUAAUUGCAUAAAUUAUUUUGGAAUAUUUUUCUAUUCUCUGUACACUAGUAUUUUUAAGGUCAUCUUGAGAUGUUGCAAAAACAAAUGAUUUUUCUUUAUUUUAAAUAUUGUUUAUUUUUUAUAUCCCAUUGUGCUUGUAAAUAGGACUGAUGUUUGUUUUACAUGCGUCCAAAUUUGCACAGACUUUUUUUUUCUUGAAAUCCAUGAUUAACAUAGCUAGUGAGUACAUUAUUGCAUAAAGGUGAACCAUAUUUGUUUUUUGUAUUUGCAUUUCUACCAUAAAGUUGAUAAAUAUUUUUAAUGUGUUUACAAACCAA